Messenger RNA from Orbicella faveolata, 3486 nucleotides. RefSeq lists its product as uncharacterized. NCBI's taxonomy places the organism in Eukaryota, Metazoa, Cnidaria, Anthozoa, Scleractinia, Merulinidae. Gene Ontology annotation, cellular component: membrane. The record is from RefSeq and is a predicted model, not a curated record. Gene Ontology annotation, biological process: transmembrane transport. Gene Ontology annotation, molecular function: transmembrane transporter activity.
UUCGAAGCUAGAGUGUACCUAUAAAAAUGAUCGAGUGAAAUUGAAAUGAUUCAUCACUAGUUUAUGAAAUAUAUGCAAAAAACAUUAAUUCAAAACUUAAAUGUGGUGGACGGAAAACUUUUGUAGCAUAAGGUAAUAAGGGGCAAGAGGUAGAUCCUCCGCACGCUGUGCGUGCCUUCAAUCUUUAUCAGAAGUCUGGGUCCUAGACUGUGAUGUCAGUUUGUCAACAUGGCGAUGAUCUGAUGUGGCGAGCGGGGGGUACAGAUUUUCUUCUGGCAGGCGUGAAAAAUGACCUGAAAAUUGGUGUUCUUCGACGGGAAUAACAUGAAAGGGUGUAUCGAUCUAUAUAUUUGAUCAGAAUGGAAACAAGCUCAGGGAAUGACAUAAAGAUGGAAGAAGCCCCUGCAGAUAAAGGGUCUGAGUCUGACCCUCAGGGACUUGAUGACCAGGAAAAAGCUGAGCAACACAAACAUGACGAUAAACAACUAGAAACGUCAUGCCAAGUUCCAGCUCUUUCAAAGUCCAGAGUUUUCUUCCUGAAUAUAUCAUGGUUUGGGAUGAAUGUGAUGUACCUUAUUCUAUCUGUUGAAGUUGUGCCAUCUCAAGUGUAUGCACUUGUUGGUUCUGAACAGAAAGGCCAAGUGCUGGGUGGCAUGGUAGCUGCUGGUGCUGUGGUCACAUUUUUCUUGAGCCCCCUUGUUGGAAUGAAAAGUGAUCGUCUCGUGUCCCAGUAUGGAAAACGACGCCCUCUUAUGCUUGGUGGAACUGUGUUACUAUGUAUAUCUCUAUUUGGCAUGGCAUUCAGUGCUCCUGAUAUUGAAAGUGACAUAUCAAAUGUAACAUGUUCCAUAGAUUUAAAGCUGCGACGUUGUCUGCCAUAUUUCAACCUGUCAGUCUUAGAGCAGUCUCAGGACAAUAUGACAGUUGAUUCAGAUAGAAGCUUCUUGCUCAGCAUUCUGAUGCAGAAAGAAGAUUCAAGAGGGAAUAUAGGUCUUUACAUUGCAUUUUAUCUCUGUGUUAUGGCAUGUUAUUCUAUUAUGAGUGUGCCAUAUAAUGGGCUGAUAGCUGAUUUGACACCACCAUUCCAAAGAGGCUUCAGUUCUGGAGUCAUGGGAGCUAUGACAUUAGUUGGAAAUGUAACAGGUGCCCUCAUAGGCUUUUUCUUUCCGAAAAUUGGAGUGGUUGGCACAUAUUCCUUGGUGGCUGUUCUAUAUUUUGUGUGUGUGCUCCUUACUGUGUUUUCCUGUCCAGAGCCCCCUAAUAAAGUCACCCACAAACCCAUAGGUCUGAAGGCAGUAUUUCAUGCAUACUGGGAACCACUAAAAGAGCGAGACUUCAGGUGGGUGUUCCUCACCAGGUUCCUGAUGCAGCAAGGAGUUGCCACGGUUACAGGGUUUCUUGAGUUUUGGUUGGGCGACAUGGUUACAUUACCAAACUGUUGGUCACCUGAGAGAAGUGUGGCAAUGCUCCUGCUUCCAAUGUUGUUUUCUGCAGCAUUAUUUUCUGUUAUAGGGGGCUUCCUCUCAGACAGACUUGGGAGAAGAAAACCUCUUGUUGUUGGAUCAGCAAUAUUAAUGAGUAUCUGUGCUGUUAUAUUGGCUGGAUUGCAGGGAAAGUAUGCCUUUUACGCAGCAAUGCCAGUAGCCUUGACUUUUGGGGUAGGCUUUGGAGCAUAUUGUGCAGUGGAUUUUGCUCUUGUGAUGGAUGUGCUUCCUAAUGACAGAGAGAAAGCCAAGGACCUGGCUGUGUGGCAUCAGGCUCUUGUUCUCCCACAAGCCAUAGCCACACCAACAGGAGGAAUCAUAUUAGACAUGUUUGAAAGACUCAGAUGUGAUAUUGGACUUGGAUACAUCAUCCUCUUUCUUGUCACGUCUGUUUAUUUUGUUCUUAGUGGUAUUUUUGUUUUCAAUAUCAAGAAGGCCAAGUAGAGAAAGAAUUUAGUUGCUGACCAUAAUUUCAAUGUCCUGUCCUGUCUAUGAGAAAUGCAAGUGUAUCUGGCACUGGUCAAAUGGUGCUCUACUCUGGUUGGCCUAGAUAACAUUUUUAAUUAGUUACUGUAGCUUAAAUGCUACUUCAGUUAGUCUGAGUAGGGCUGUAAUUAGGCUGAAAUAGCCCUCCAGAUAGCCUAAAAAUGCCUGAAAAUUACUGUAGCUCUCAAUAAUGGUGAUGUCAUUACAAUAAUUAUAAAUGUAUUUAAACUAGCCUGGAAAUGCAACAUUUUAUUGUGUGACUCAUGGGAUAUUCCAUGGCAUGCGACACAAAAGCAUUUCAUAACUAUUACAUAUACUCAAAAGACCUGACUUGUGACUCAUUAAUACUUAAGAGUUUAUACUUUUAAUUCCUGCCUGUAAUUGUUUCCUAUUCAUAGAUGGGGCUGAAAGAAAAUAACAAUUUUAUCAGUGACUCCCAGUUCUUCUGAAACAAGAAAAAAAACGUGGGGCAAGUCUCAUCUUGCAGUGGACUGUGAGACUGUUACUGCAGACAGAAAGAUGAAAAUCUAAAAACUUGUUCCCAGUAAUGAUCCCACAAGUGACACAUUACUGCAUGAUGAUACUUGCAAUCAUCCCAGAUUCUUCUCGUUUUUAAUGUGGCAAAUAGAAAAGGAAGAUUUAAGACUGCCACCUUUUUGUAGGUUGACUUUCAGAUCAGUUCCCCUUGCAGUAGUGAGGUACUAAUGCAAAAUCACAUUGAUUAAUAAUGUAGUUUUGUUAUUAGCAAGAAAUGAAAAUAGUAUUGCCUCUUCAUCAAGAACAUUAUAGGGAACUGAUUUUUUUUGGGGGGGAGAGGUGGGAUUGCAAAUACAUUUAGAGGUAAAUAUUUUUUUACAAGUUGCAUGGAAUUUGUGGGUGUAAUCAUUUGAUUAUGAGCAAUGUACUUGAGGUUUAAAAAUAAUUUCCUGACCAGGUUGAUUAGGAGUUCAGUUAGUAUCCGAGACAAAGGAAAAAAAUUCAUAGUAAAUAUUAGGUAACAAGUCUUCAUUGAUUUUCAAACAUGAUCACUGGUGCUCUGCUUUGUUUGAAGGUGAGAAUCAUGAUCAAUCAUUCACUUCAGUGAAGCUGUUCAAGAUCCCUUCACAUUAAGUCUGUCCACAGGCACUAAUUUUUUUGCUACAAGUUAUUUUCUUUGAACACAAGAGCAGCUGCAAAGACGGCACAAUAAAUUAAACAUCCCUAGAGCUACUUUUGUCUUUCCCCAGCCCCACAACCUUGUGCUUUGGCUUGUUCAUUUUGCAUGCAACUGGGUUAAUAUUUAGCUAAGCUUGCGAUCUUGAAGAACUCAGACAAAAUAUAGGGUUUGUGGAUGGACUACUUCACAUUUUACAAUUACCAUACUUGAAAAAGAAAGACUUAGUAAGUUCCUUGCUGCAGCACUGUCAUGAGGAUAAUUAUGUCAAUUUUUUAAACUUGUACAAACAUGUUGGUAUAGAACAGUUAACUGAUGAACCAUCAAAAAAUUUAGACAAUACACACCAGGGGAAAAAAAAAA